GUGUUUAAAAAAUACAAGGAGAACAGUCUGGCCGUGCCAGGCAACCAAAACAGUGCAACGUCGUAGUACUCUUCUUGGUGGUUGAGGCACGCGUUUUACUUUUCAAAUUUUUCCCUCCAUCCACAUAUUUUUCAUAUAUUUAUUGCCUUAUUUACCUGCUUACUUGGUCUAUAGCUUCAAGGUUAUUUACUCUGCAUAUUUUUUUAAUGUUUUUUUUUUUUUUUUUUUUGCCAGGCCUCAACAGCCAUAUACGGGUGUCCAUGACCUGAAAACACAGUUAAGAUGUAGGGUUUAUAUCAGUGGUUUUACCAGUCUUUUUCUUUAGUUAUUUUUGUUCUUCUGCUAAACUAUUCAUCCUAUUUUUAUUCCUCCCGUCCAAUUUAACUCGUAUAACAUAACUCGUGACCAUCCUACCUGCAAGUCAAAGUCGAGGGGAAAAUACUAUUAUUUUGCGCAUGCGUACUUCCGGAGUGACAAAAAAUGAGCCGUUUUGGUUUCUAUUUUAUUUUUCUCGUUUUGUUGGUGAAAAGCCCUAGUUUGCUACUCUUUUUGUGUUUCGCUAUUUAUGUUUACGUCCAUUAUAGAACGCGCUAAAGCGUGACAAACCUAAAUAGCGUAACCACCUCACCUAUUUUUUCCUCAGCGGUUAAUUUGAAUGUAUUUGAGUCUUGACUAUCAAAAAAGCCAUCUGUCAGGGCUAACUAUGCGGCUUUGCGUGGCUUGGCGUCAGUCACUGCGGGGUGAUGGACGCGCCAGUCGUGUCACGUAGGUCGUCAAAACAUGAUGAUUGCGCUCAAGUUCUCGCCGUGGGAGUGAAUAUGCACGAUGGACACGAUAAGAGGGUGUUUAAACGGACGAAACCGUUUGCUCUGCGGUCAGACGGAAGACGGCAUCACAGAUCAGUUCAUUCCAAUGGGUCUUUCACUGUCAAGGUGGUUGCAAAGCAGGACAAAAGCGCAUGUGCCUUCCCUUUCUGCUUUCAAUUCUCUGGCCGUCCCGAUGUCCUCUCGCCUCAAUGUCAUUUUAAACGACUCUCCAGUUCCUCCAGGACACAGUUGCUCACGUUGGAGCUCAGUCCACUGCUCCCCUCACUUCCUUCUGUCUGCUGACAGGGAGGAAGUGAUGCGUUUACCCGUGGAGUUGAGCAGCGAUGGGGUAAGGGCAGAAAAAGGGUUAAAAGACGGGCUUCAUGUGUGGGAAGUGACGUGGAAGCCCAACCAGAGAGGAAGUCAUGCAGUUUUGGGCUUAUCCAGGCAGAGUUGUCCUCUGCAGGCCUCUGGAUACAAUGUACUGGUGGGGGCAGAUUCCCAGUCUUGGGGCUGGGAACUCCAAAGCAAUCAUCUGUGGCAUGAUGGACAAAGUCAGGGAACAUACCCAGAAAAGAGCUGGAGAUAUUACAGUAAAGCAGAGGCGUUUCCGCCAUGGUCUUCCCAACUCGUCACACCAGGUAGAGAGGUGCCAGAUGUACCUCUUACCAUCCCUGAGCACAUCCUUAUGGUUUUAGAUGCAGACGCAGGUACUAUUGGAUUUAUUGUCGAUGGGCACUUUCUCGGUGUUGCAUUCAAAGACCUCCCUCGUGGAGUGGAGCUGUUCCCAGCGGUGAGCAGCGUGAGGGGAGGAGCCUGCAUACGACUGCGAUACCUGAAUGGCGCCAUUUCUGAACCCCCAGCCUUGAUGGCUUUGUGUAUACUGCUCAUACGCCAUCGUGUAGGCCUCCAGAGGAAAAAUCACAUGGACAAGCUGUGUCUUCCACCUGCUCUCCAGCACUACCUUCUUUCGAGUCACUAGUUCACAUUUUCCUCAUGCACCGACCAGGGCAACAAUGAACAUUAGUUCUAAGCUUUUGCAUUUCAUGUACAAUGAUUAGACCAGGGGUCGGCAACCCAAAAUGUUGAAAGAGCCAUAUUGGAGUAAAAAAACAUGUCUGGCGCCACAAAAAAUUGAAAGCCUUAUAAAUAAGGGAACAGAUGCUGUAUGUAUCGAUCUUAGCUAUACUGUAUUAGUCUACUAUCAAAAUGACUAGGCAAAAAAUACAUAAUGAGCGUUCAUUAUUACCGUAUUUUCCGCACUAUAAGGCGCACCUCAAAGCCUUCAAUUUUCUCAAAAGCCGACAGUGCGCCUCAUAAUCCGAUGUGUCUUUUAUAUGGAUCAAAAUUGGUUAAUCAUGGCAUGACAUUCGUAGCUCAGCUCCAUUUUGUGGAUGUAUAAUGCAACGCCUACUACUACUACUACUACUACCACCACUCCUGCGCAUUACUAUGCAGUGCGCCCUAUACUGUAAAUGAAAACAGUUUUAAAACAGGCCAUUCAUUAAAGGUGCGCCUUAUACUCCGAUGCAAGUUAUAGUGUGGAAAAUAUGGUAAAUGUUUAUUUUCCCUGCAGUGCAUCUUCUAGAGAAUGAUGCACCACGUGACUACACUGUUGUACGAUGCUGCCUCAAGUUUAACUUCAUUACAAUAUUAAUGCAUUAGAAGAACGUUGUGUGUCACGUUUGUCCUCCUACAGAAGCCAUAUUAAAAUUUAAAAAUCUAUCUCCCCACCCACAUCUUUUUCCAUUUUCAAACAUUUUUGAAAAAGCUCAAGGGAGCCACAAGGCAGCGCUAAAGAGCCGCAUGUGGCUCUAGAUGUGUGGGUUGCUGACCCCUGGGUUACACACGCAGUCCUGUUUAAUGUGGUUUUAUUGUUAUUUUUCAUACCGAAUAAAUUACUCCUAAAGGUUGCACUUGUGUGUUACUGCCAGUACUGUUCCAUUUCAGAUAAACUGCUAUCUACAGUACGUAUUUUCCAUUGCAUUUCUGCGUAAAAGUGUCAGAAAAAUGGAAUUGGCAUCACAAUAAAUCUA
Corythoichthys intestinalis (scribbled pipefish) is the source of this 2842-nucleotide messenger RNA. Its product is annotated as SPRY domain-containing SOCS box protein 4. The record is from RefSeq and is a predicted model, not a curated record. Gene Ontology annotation, molecular function: protein binding. Lineage: Eukaryota; Metazoa; Chordata; Actinopteri; Syngnathiformes; Syngnathidae. The transcript is spliced from 3 exons. Gene Ontology annotation, cellular component: SCF ubiquitin ligase complex. The coding region runs from base 826 to 1788 and encodes 320 amino acids. Gene Ontology annotation, biological process: proteasome-mediated ubiquitin-dependent protein catabolic process.